UAUCUCCUAUAAAUAUCCCCCAUAAAACCAAAUAAAUGCAACUCAUCAAAACAAGAAAAUUUAGAAGAAAAGACUAUGGAGAAGUUAACUCUUGUGGUUGCUUUCUUGCUUCUUGCAUCAUUGAUUCAACCUCUCACGGCUCAGUCCGGUUGCCCAGGAGUGACAAAAGAUAGAUGGCCAGAACUUCUUGGAGUACCAGCAAGAUUGGCUAGGGAAACAAUUCAAAAGGAAAAUCCAAGACUAACUAAUGUUGGAAAUGUACUAAAUGGUUCUCCUGUUACACAAGAUUUUAGAUGUGAUCGAGUUCGUCUUUUUAUUAAUGUUUUGGAUUUUGUUGUACAAGUUCCUCGGGUUGGUUAACGAGAAAAAAUAUUUAUUUG
Solanum verrucosum is the source of this 380-nucleotide messenger RNA. RefSeq names its product trypsin inhibitor 1-like. The transcript is spliced from 3 exons. The coding region runs from base 76 to 360 and encodes 94 amino acids. Gene Ontology annotation, biological process: response to wounding. Gene Ontology annotation, molecular function: serine-type endopeptidase inhibitor activity. The record is from RefSeq and is a predicted model, not a curated record. NCBI's taxonomy places the organism in Eukaryota, Viridiplantae, Streptophyta, Magnoliopsida, Solanales, Solanaceae.